This is a messenger RNA of Penicillium cataractarum, 1275 nucleotides long. RefSeq names its product acyl-CoA dehydrogenase. Gene Ontology annotation, biological process: fatty-acyl-CoA biosynthetic process; fatty acid beta-oxidation using acyl-CoA dehydrogenase. Gene Ontology annotation, molecular function: fatty-acyl-CoA binding; glutaryl-CoA dehydrogenase activity; flavin adenine dinucleotide binding. The transcript has 4 exons. The record is from RefSeq and is a predicted model, not a curated record. The coding region runs from base 1 to 1275 and encodes 424 amino acids. Lineage: Eukaryota; Fungi; Ascomycota; Eurotiomycetes; Eurotiales; Aspergillaceae. Gene Ontology annotation, cellular component: mitochondrial inner membrane.
AUGAUGAAUCGCUCUCUUCUUCGCGCGGCGACGCGCUCGCUCCAGGCUAGUCGUCCCGUCGCUGGUCGUCGGUAUGCUUCCUCGGCGGUGUUUAACUGGGAGGACCCCCUCGCUGCGGAGGAGCUGUAUACGGCAGAGGAGUUGGCUAUUCAAGAUACUGCGCGACAGUAUUGUCAGGAACGAUUGAUGCCUCGUAUUCUGGAGGCCUACCGUAACGAAGACUACGACCGCAAGAUUUUGGAGGAGAUGGGCGAGCUCGGCCUUCUGGGUGCCUCAAUUGAGGGAUACGAGUGUGCUGGCGUCAGCACCGUGGCCUCGGGCCUGAUUACCAAGGAGGUUGAGCGCGUGGACUCCGGAUACCGUUCAGGCAUGUCGGUGCAGAGCUCAUUGGCGAUGACGGGUAUCUACGAAUUCGGUACAGAAGAGCAGAAGCAACGAUUCCUCCCCGGUCUGGCCAAGGGCAAGCUGUCCGGUUGUUUCGGUCUGACCGAGCCAAAUCAUGGCUCCGACCCUGGCUCCAUGGAAACCGUGGCCCGCGAGCACCCGACACAGAGGGGCACAUACCUGUUGACCGGCAGCAAGACGUGGAUCACCAACUCGCCCAUCGCAGACCUGGCAUUGGUUUGGGCCAAGCUGGAGACGACGGGCAAGAUCAAGGGAUUCAUCGUUGAGCGCUCGCGCUGCCCGCCUGGUACCUUCGAGACCCCCGCUAUUAAGAAUAAGAGCGCCUUGCGUGCGUCCAUCACCGGUAUGAUUCACAUGGACAACUGCCCCGUUCCGGCGGAGAAUAUGUUCCCCGAUGUCGAGGGUCUGACGGGCCCGUUCACUUGCCUGAACAGCGCUCGUUUGGGAAUUGCUUUUGGUAGCAUGGGUGCCCUGGAGGACUGUCUUGCCCGUGCUCGGGAGUACAGUCUCGAGCGCAAGCAGUUCAAGGGUAACCCGCUGGCUAAGUAUCAGCUUGUUCAGAAGAAGCUGGCUGAUGCGGCGACGGAUGCUGCUUAUGGCACGUUGGCUGCGGUUCAAGUCGCUCGUCUCAAGGAUGCUGGCAAGGCUACGCCGGAGAUGAUUUCUAUGAUUAAGCGCCAGAACUGCGACCGGGCUUUGGCCAACUCAAGAAUUCUCCAAGAAAUCUUUGGUGGUAAUGCUGCUAGCGACGAGUACCACAUUGGUCGCCAUGUGGCCAAUCUGUUUGUGGUGCAGACCUACGAGGGUCAGAGCGAUAUUCACGCGUUGAUCCUAGGCCGGGCCAUUACCGGCAAGCAGGCCUUUGUUUGA